Symbiodinium necroappetens is the source of this 1410-nucleotide messenger RNA. The record is from the annotation of a GenBank genome assembly. NCBI's taxonomy places the organism in Eukaryota, Dinophyceae, Suessiales, Symbiodiniaceae.
AUGCCACGCAAACGUACUGGCAAGAAGCCACAAGAUGACGUCGAGCUAACAGAUGUGGACUCAGACUCAGACGUGGACCUACAGCUGGUUCGACUACCACAUGGACUACCACUGGACGAUCCGCCACCAUGCUUACCUGUGAGCAGCCAACUGGAAGUUGAACAGGUAUGUCAGCGGCAUCUCAACAACGGAUAUAUUCCUAUGUCGGUGUUUCUAUGGCUAAUGCAGAAGUUGCCGUCAGAGCUCCUUCGCGCCUCCGCACUCACACGUCGCGGCGCACCAACUAUGGUCUUUUCUUCCGGCGCCUACUGCCACGCCGGGUCAGUUGGAAUUCGGAGCAACACCAGGAAGUACCCCUGGACAUCGGCUCUUCUUGCUCACAUGGUUCGAGCAUGCACGCACACCAACUUCUCCACCGUCUCGCUGCUGCACAACGUGAACAUGGCUGCCCACGUGGACAAGUACAACCAACCAGGCUCCACCAACGUGCUCGUGCCGCUAUCGCCAUUCCGUCGCGGGGAACUUUGGCUCCUAGAAGAACACGGUUUGGAGUUUGACCCCCUCACCAAGCACGCAACGUGCCCGUGGAAGGACGUCACGAAUGACGAAUAUAAUCACUCCAUCAGAGUCAAGUCGAUGGCCCUCGCAGACGCACACAGCUUGGCAUGCGACAUGGCCAUCCAGCACACCGAGAUCACCGCUUAUUCCCUCUUAGAAGUAACGCAUGACCUCCGCAUGCUCGUGCACCUCGCGCAAACCAUCCUCACGUCAACCAGCACAGAGUGCAAGAUCCAGUCCAACGCCCCCCGGCACAAGCGCGCUGGCCGGGCCGUUGAUGGCAACCACGCGGAGACACCGAUCGACAUCAAGAUGUACUUGUUCAACAAGCGCAUGCACACUUGGUAUCACCAUGAGCUUUCUUACCAGCAGUACAUGGACCUUCAGGUGCGUGAGCUUCUUUCGUUCGACUACUCCGAUGAGGGCGACACUUAUGCUGCGCAACAAGUAUUGUCCAAUGCCACCCUCUUAAAAGCCAUCCUCAAAUUCCACACGGAGAUCCGAGUCAGGAUGGUGGCCGUCAGCCUCGCCAGGCACAACAAUCAAGCAGUGCAAAGCGCCAUUGAUGCUCUCGUGCAGCAACAUCCACAGGCUCAACACACGACGGUGAUUCGCGACUAUCGACCCCGUCACACUCUCAUCGAGAAGGUGGUCUCGCCGGACAUCGUUUACAGCCUGCUGCUCACGAGUCUCCAAGUGAGGUGUACAACUCGGGUGGCCACCAUGGACAGCAACUGCUACGCCAGCGGCGACUACUUCCAGCACGACUUCCACUACGAGGAAGAGGAAGAGAAGCCGUACCCCAUAGUAUGGAUGAGCUACACCGUGCUAUGGAUACCCCAUGCCAAUUAA